Molecule: messenger RNA, 1448 nt
Organism: Sitophilus oryzae (rice weevil)
Lineage: Eukaryota; Metazoa; Arthropoda; Insecta; Coleoptera; Curculionidae
Product: gustatory receptor for sugar taste 64e-like
Exons: 9
Coding region: 145-1386 (413 amino acids)
Biological process (GO): detection of chemical stimulus involved in sensory perception of taste; sensory perception of chemical stimulus
Cellular component (GO): membrane
Molecular function (GO): taste receptor activity
Source: RefSeq, a predicted model, not a curated record
AAUACACAAAAUAAUCCAGGGUAUAUCGGAAAAUUGUUCAUAAACUUGUUUACAUGCCAUGAUUGGCAGGCGGAAUGUUUUUCGUGUAAAUAUUCCCAGCGCAUUUAAAAUUAACGCUUUUUACGAUAGGUGAAAACGUUCAAAAUGAAUCUACCGAAUUUCUUGUUGAGAAGGACAAAAGUGGAACAAAUUCAAAAAGGUUACAAAUCGGAUGAUGAAAGCAGAAAUAUAUUUAUUUCGCUCAAGUUUUUUAUGGUAUUUUCUCAAGUCCUCGGCCUUCUACCUCAGGAGAACAUUAGGAGAAAUCUGGAGGAUAUGAGAUUUAAAUGGCUGAGUUUUAAAAUGCUGUACACGAUUGCUCUUAUUUGUUCUUUGGCAGUAGCUGUUUUUUCUUGUCUAAUUUACUGGGCUACCAAUGGAUGUAGUAUUGAUGAUAUUGCCAUUGCUGUUUCAUAUGGCGGCUCGCUGGCCAGCAUGAUUUUGUAUCUUCAGUUAGCCAAAUCUUGGGAGAAACUGAUGAGAUCUUGGCAUUCUAUAGACCUCACUAUGAAUACCAAUUACGGUUAUCCCGAAAUGUUGGAUAGAAAAAUUAAACUCUUCAUGGCCAUGUUUAUUUUUUUAGGAAUACUUGACUAUAUGUUAUGUGCUGGUAAUUUGUAUGAGCAUUUGACAAAUCAGUAUGGAAAAAAUUUGACAACCCAGGUAUAUUACAACACUUCAUUUCCUCAACUGUUUGCAUACGUUCCUUAUACUUAUUUCACAGCAAUCUUUUGUUCCAUAAUCACCGUACACUCCAACUUAACAUGGGCAUUUAAUGAUUUAUUUAUUAUAAUUCUGAGUACCGCAUUAGCUUUAAGAUUUCAACAGAUAUCUCAACGCUUGAAUAAGGAGAGAUUUAAGAUUAACCCGCUAUCAUUUUGGCGCAGCAUACGGGAAGAUUACGACAGGUUGGCAAGUUUUUGCAAAGAACUGGACAGUCAUAUUUCUUCUAUAGUACUGCUGUCAUACUUUCUCAAUAUCUUCUUUUUAUUAAUUCAACUGUAUCACAGCCUGGAACCUAUAUCAUUAAUAGUCAGAAAAAUAUAUUGUAUUUUUUCUUUUGGCUAUUUGAUUUUGAAAACAAGUUCUGUCUCAUUGUACGCUGCAUGGAUUAACGAUGAAAGCAAAGCACCAACAAACGUACUGAACUCAGUAGACUCAUCACUGUACAACGUUGAGAUUCGACGACUAUUGGUCCAGAUCAGCUUUGACAAAACUGCUUUAACAGGUUGUAAAAUGUUUUCAGUCAAAAGAGGCAUAAUACUAAGCGUAGCCAGUGCUAUAGUAACGUACGAACUGGUACUAAUCCAAUUCAGUGAAGCUAAUUUAUAUGAAAAUACUCCGUAACAUGGUGAAAUAGCAUGUUAUAUACGAAACAAGAUGCAAUAGAUGUAUUAAUGUACUUAAUG